AAGCCGAGCAAACGUCGAACGGGGGACAGAGCGGAUGUGUAUUGAGACUGCGUGUGUUUGCAGUUCAUCUUCAUUCUUUCAUUUUCCUAACCCACUUGUUCUCUUCGGGAAGUUGUUCAGAGAAAAUAUUCGCCAAGAUGGCAUUCUGCGAAGAGCCGAAGCUAAGGGAAACGGUGACGGAGAAGAGUCCUGCGGUGGAAGAAAGCAAGAAGUUCGGUCUGUUCUGUGAUGAGCGCGGAUAUCUGAGCCUGGUGGAGCACAUCCUGCAGCACGGCAGCAGGGAAGGAGACCGAACCGGGACCGGAAUCAUCUCUGUGUUCGGAGCUCAGGCCAGAUACAGCCUCCGAGGUCAGUUUCCUUUACUGACGACCAAGCGAGUGUUCUGGAGAGGGAUCCUGGAGGAACUGCUGUGGUUCAUCAAGGGAUCUACGAACGCCAAGGACCUGUCAGAGAAAGGUGUCAAGAUAUGGGAGGGGCACGGAUCCCGCGCCUUCCUGGACAAGAUGGGCUUCACGGACAGAGAGGAGGGCGACCUGGGGCCGGUGUACGGCUUCCAGUGGAGGCACUGCGGCGCCGAGUACACCAACAUGCACGCAGAUUACUCAGGCCAAGGUGUUGACCAGCUGCAGAACAUCAUCGAAACCAUCAAGAAAAACCCGGAGGACCAGGGGAUCAUCAUGUGUGCCUGGAACCCCAAAGACGUGCCCCGCAUGGCCCUGCCCCCCUGCCACGCCCUCUGUCAGUUCUACGUGUGUGACGACGAGCUGUCCUGCCAGCUGUACCAGUGCUCCGGAGACAUGGGCCUGGACGUGCCCUUCAACAUCGCCAGCUACGCUCUCCUCACCUACAUGAUCGCACACAUCAUGGGCCUCAAGCCGGGAGACUUUGUUCACACCCUGGGAGACGCUCACAUCUACAUCAACCACAUUGAACCUCUGAAAGAGCAGCUUAAGAGAGAAGUUCGGCCGUUCCCCAAACUGAAGAUCCUGAGACAAGUUGAGAGCAUCGACGACUUCCGAGUGGAGGACUUUGAGAUCUGUGACUACAACCCACAUCCCACCAUCAAGAUGCAGAUGGCUGUCUGAAACCGUUUCACUGAUUUUUUUUUUUUUUUUUU
Molecule: messenger RNA, 1117 nt
Organism: Salarias fasciatus (jewelled blenny)
Lineage: Eukaryota; Metazoa; Chordata; Actinopteri; Blenniiformes; Blenniidae
Product: thymidylate synthase-like
Exons: 7
Coding region: 138-1085 (315 amino acids)
Biological process (GO): dTMP biosynthetic process
Cellular component (GO): cytosol; mitochondrion
Molecular function (GO): thymidylate synthase activity
Source: RefSeq, a predicted model, not a curated record